GGAUCUGUCAUCAUGGCGCGGCAGAGCGCGCGAGAAGCGAUAUUUAUUCUGGGCGUGCACGAGUGUGUCGUCGCGUGAGAAAUCGCGGAAAAUCGACGUGUUUUGACAGCCGAGAACGAAACGGGAGAUUCUUUCGCGCCAGCAUGGACAAGCCGCCGUACAAAUUGAGCAGCGUGUUACGCGGUCACACCGCGGACGUGAGAGCGGUGGCGACCUUCGUCGACGGCUCCGUUGUGUCCGUCUCCAGGGACAAGACCGCGCGUGUCUGGAAACCGACCGGGAAGAGUAAUGAGUACGAACAGAGUGCAAUAUUGUCCGGUCAUUCGAAUUUUGUCAGCUCAGUAUGCGUUAUAAAUCCAUCGGAGAGGAAUCCCAAAGGUUAUAUCAUUACUGGCAGCAAUGACAAUACCAUAUGUGUCUAUGUGGCUGAUGAGACAGUACCUGUGCAUACAAUAACAGCGCAUCAGAAUACUGUGUGUAAUCUGAGGACUGGGAAAAAGGACGACACGUUUCUUUCAAGUUCCUGGGACCUCAGCGCUAAGUUAUGGGACAUAAAAGAUUUGAGUAAACCGCAGUUGGAUCUCAUAGGUCACACUGCUGCGGUAUGGUGUGUGGCGGAUUUAUUAAGUGGCAAUAUAGUGACUGGGUCUGCUGAUAAGUUGAUAAUAGUGUGGACAAAAGAUGGUUCAGUGGAACAUAAAUUAACAGGACACACAGACUGUAUUCGUGAUAUAGUUGAUAUAAAGGAGAACGAAUUUUUAUCUUGCGCCAACGAUGCUACUAUUAGGCACUGGAACGCCAAACUCGGAACCUGUUUAAGCACUUAUUGCGGACACGAAAAUUAUAUUUACAGUAUAGCAGCUAUUCCAAAUGGCACAUACAUCUACUCGUCUGGAGAGGAUAGAACUGUCAGAGUAUGGCAUAAUAUGGAACCGAGUCAAACCAUUGUUCUUCCGACACAAUCAAUAUGGUGUAUCAAGCUGUUCUCGAAUGGUGACAUCAUCGCUGGAAGCUCCGAUGGUGUCAUUAGGAUAUUCUCAUGCGACCCCGAACGAUACGCGAAUUCGGAGGCACUGCAAGCGUUUGAGAAAGAAGUGGCAAGCACCACUCUGAAUGCACAGCAAGUAAUUGGAGACAUCAACAGAAAAGAUUUACCAGAUUCGAGAGUUCUUCUACAACCUGGCCAACGAGACGGCCAAACAAAAAUUGUGAAUGAAGGGGAUGCGGUUAGAGCAUAUAGCUGGUCGCAGAGCGAACAACGAUGGAUAAAAAUUGGUGAUGUGAUGGGUGCAUCCGGCGGCACUGCGGCUACAUCCGGAAAGCAACUCUACAACGGCAUAGAAUAUGAUUGUUUUUCGGUCGACAUACAAGACGGCGUGCCACCUUUAAAACUUCCGUAUAACAAAGGCGAAGAUCCCUGGCAUGUUGCGCAGAAGUUCCUUCAUGACAAUGAUCUCAGUCAAUUAUUUUUGGAUCAGGUUGCAAAUUUCAUAGUAAAGAAUUCUGAGCCAGCUCCAAUUUUGAGUACUGGAUCUCAAUAUGUAGAUCCUUUUACAGGAGGAAACAGAUAUGUUCCUGGAUCAGGAACAUCAUCCAGUACGCCUGAUGUUACUGUGCAAUCAUCGACGUUUAGCUCUUCCAACACGCCUGCACCAUCUUCUUAUAUACCUCACUUGAAGUAUUUAAAAUUAGAACAAGCAAAUAUGUCUGCCAUUUUCGAAAAAUUGAAAGAAUUAAACGUCAAACAAGAAAGUACGUAUAAAAUACCGGAGAAAAAAUUAGAUGCAAUAGGAAAACUUAUAAACGGUCAAGUGUCUGAGGAAAUUAAAGCCACCGCUAUUAGUGCGCUAAAGAAUCUUUUCAAUUGGCCGAACGACACAUUGUUUCCUGUGUUAGAUAUAGCGAGACUCGCUGUACUUCACAAGGAAUUAAACGAUCAAUUGUGUACAGAGGAACUUUUGCCAGUCAUACAAAGGCAUCUCAGUUCUGAUGCGAUUUCAUCGAAUCAAAUGCUUACCUUUCGACUGAUAGCCAACAUGUUCCAACACGAAAAGGGAGAGAAACUUUGUCUUGAGCAUCAGGAUAAGAUAUUAGAAUCAGUGACGGAUCUACACUCCCUUGGAAAUAAAAAUAAUCAAGUCGCAAUAUCGACGUACAUCUUAAAUCUGAUUGUAGCAUUAAAUAAGUAUAACGAUACGCCUGCCAGAAUGAGAACGUUGAAAGUAUUAUUUGCCGUGUUGCCCCGUUUGAAUGAGUCCGAAGCGAAAUUCAGGGCUCUGGUUGGAAUGGGAACACUAUUGUCUGCUACACCAGAUCCUAGUGAUCGUAACGAAUUAAUUAACGCUGUACGCCAAUCCGAAACCGCUUUGUACAUUCUUAGAACUCUGUCAGAAAGUGCGAGUGAUCUCAGUACGACAAACAAAUUGGUAAACUGUUCUAAGCAGAUUAUAGAUUUGAUUAUUUAAUGCGCUUGCGAAUGAUUGGAACACGGUUAUUCAUAUACAACUGUUACGAAAAUAAGUUUUAUUAAAUGAAGGAAGAGAAUGAAAAGAUUAUAAUUAACUGAAAAUGAUUAUUGCGAAAUAAAAGAUUUUAAAAUGCACUAAUAUAUAAUUUUGGUAAAUGCAAUAAAGGUGAGAAGUAAAAAGUAAGUUUGCACAUAUAUUCACGGUUUGUAGUUUGGUGUUGCUCAAUCCCCGUAAAAUAUAAUAAGAAAAUAAAAUAGAUUUUUAACAUGAUUAA
Nylanderia fulva is the source of this 2742-nucleotide messenger RNA. It is a transcript of the gene Plap, whose product is annotated as phospholipase A2 activator protein. NCBI's taxonomy places the organism in Eukaryota, Metazoa, Arthropoda, Insecta, Hymenoptera, Formicidae. Gene Ontology annotation, biological process: proteasome-mediated ubiquitin-dependent protein catabolic process; ubiquitin recycling. The record is from RefSeq and is a predicted model, not a curated record. Gene Ontology annotation, molecular function: ubiquitin binding. Gene Ontology annotation, cellular component: nucleus; cytoplasm.